Molecule: messenger RNA, 1356 nt
Organism: Acyrthosiphon pisum (pea aphid)
Lineage: Eukaryota; Metazoa; Arthropoda; Insecta; Hemiptera; Aphididae
Product: 52 kDa repressor of the inhibitor of the protein kinase-like
Exons: 1
Coding region: 1-1356 (451 amino acids)
Molecular function (GO): protein dimerization activity
Source: RefSeq, a predicted model, not a curated record
AUGAGAGAAGAUUUCUUAACGUUUGUUCCUGUUACUGAUGUUACAGGUAUGGGUUUAGCAAACACACUUUUAAAUACCCUUGAUAAACUUGGUAUUGAUUUGAAAUAUUUAAGAGGCAAAGGUUUUGAUGGUGCAGCUACCAUGAGUGGAUGCUUUAAUGGUGUACAAUCCCACGUUACCAAAAAAUAUUCACUUGCUCACUACAUUCAUUGCACCUCACAUUGUUUAAAUCUAGCAAUAUCCGACACAUGUAACAUUCAAAGUAUACGAAACUGUACUGGUGCCAUACAAAAAGUAUGUGUGUUUUUUAAAUACCCUAAACGACAAAAUGUAAUGUUAGAUUCAAUAAAACGUGUAUGUCCUGAAUCACAGAUUACUAAACUAAAAUUACUUUGUCCAACAAGAUGGGUCGAUCGGCAUGACUCCAUAAUUACUUUUAUGGAAUUAUUUGAUGCAGUUAUUGAUGGAUUAUCAAUUAUUUCUACAUGGCCAGACAGAGAAUCGUCAUCAGGAUCUUAUCAACUUUUGUGUGCUAUUAAGCAACCUGAAUUUAUUUUGGCAACGCAUCUGCUAGCAAAAGUAUUUAGCAUAAGUUUACCUCUUAGUAAACUUCUUCAAAUGCAAAAUAUUGAUUUGAUUGAAGCCAUGUCUCUGGCAGAUAAUGUAUCUGAUGUGUUAAAAAAUAUCAGAAAUAAUGCAGAUGAGGAUUUUAAGAAACUAUUUUUGAAAGUGAAAGAAAAAUGUAUGUCACUUGAUAUUGAAAUAACUUUACCUCGUUUAACAAACAUACAAAAAAAUCGGUUUAAUGUAAAAACUACUUGUCCAAAUGAAUACUAUAAAAUAUCACUGUUUAUUCCAUUUUUAGAUAAUUUUAUUAGUCAACUUCAUGAUAGGUUCAUUGCACAUAAAUCUCUAAUUACCAAUUUUUGCUGUCUCUUACCAAACAAUAAUUUGCCAAAUAGAGAAGAAAACAUAAAAAGUUUGGCAGAAAAGUAUAGUGAAGAUCUUCAAUGUAGUUCAGAUUCAGUAAUUGGAGAAGUAUUGACAUGGACACAAAAAUUUGUUGGAACAGAAAAACCAAAAAAUGCAUUAGAAGCUCUUAUAGCAUGUAACCCACUCAUUUUUCCAUCUACUUAUAAACUUCUCCAAAUAAUAGCUACACUUUCCGUAACUACAGCAAACAGUGAAAGGUCAUUUUCUACGUUAAAAAGACUUAAGACAUACCUUAGAAAUACUAUUGGAGAAAACAGAUUAAAUAGUUUAGCACUACUAAAUAUUCAUCGUGAAAUUAUUUUAACAACAGAUGAAGUUCUUAAUGACUUUGCAAAAGACUCAAGAAAAAUAAGAUUGCUAUAG